Phalaenopsis equestris is the source of this 1985-nucleotide messenger RNA. Its product is annotated as probable serine/threonine-protein kinase PBL1. Lineage: Eukaryota; Viridiplantae; Streptophyta; Magnoliopsida; Asparagales; Orchidaceae. Gene Ontology annotation, biological process: protein phosphorylation. The transcript has 5 exons. Bases 173 to 1822 code for a protein of 549 amino acids. Gene Ontology annotation, molecular function: protein kinase activity; ATP binding. The record is from RefSeq and is a predicted model, not a curated record.
CUUCUGGUCUCUAUCAGCUCUCCAUUCUUUCUUUUCUUACUGCUGUCUUCAUUCAAAUUUACUAUUUUUUUAACAUUAGUUCUACCCAUUCGCCCUUUUAUUCUUAUCAGCCUCCUUGUCCCGUUCCUCUCAGGCCAGAGAGCUCAGAGUUAUUCCUCUGUUUUGUGUUCCCAUGAGGAUGGGCUGCUUUACAGUAUUGAGAGGCAAGAAGAAGACAAGCGAGCAUUCGCUGACCAGGAAGCCGGUUUCCAUACACCAAAACAUCAGCACUGCACUUCCUGAACCGGAAGUUCGUAAACCAUCUCUCCAAUCUGCACCUCCAAGUUUUAGAAGUCAAACCAAACAAAUCCAACAACCUAACCAAACAAUGUAUAGCAGAGUUCGGGCACUAUCCGCACCUUCAAGCUUAAUUGUGGUUGGUCAAGAUGUUUCUUCUUCAUUUGAAUUGGAUGAACAAGAAGAAUUGAAGGCUCAAGUUGCAUCAUCAAAAGAGCAGCGGUUUUUGAAUCCUGUUCCUCUCCCGUUACCAUCUCCACGGGGUAAUUCUGUAUUGAAAAAUGCGGGAAGCUUUAAAUCUAGUGCUAGCGGGCACCAUGUCCUAAAUUAUGGUCCCCUGCCUCUGCCUCCAUUAGCUGGAGGCAGCCUUCGGAAUUUCACCUAUGAAGAGAUUGCUGCUGCAUGCCAAAAUUUUGCAGCUGAUAGGUGUGUUGCUGAAGGUAUCUCAUCUACUUUUUAUAAGGCCACAUUUGGAGAUGAUUUGGUUGGAUCGAAGAAGGUUGAAGCCACAGUUGCAUGCUUGCUUAAUUCCUCACAGAAUUUUAAAGAUUUCACCAAUGCGGUGAACACAAUGGCUUCUUUACAACAUCCCCAAUUGUGUAAGUUGCUCGGCUUCCAUGCACGUGAGGGUUCUGAUCAACGAAUGUUGGUUUAUGAGAGACUCUAUCAUGGAAGUUUGGAUCGACUGCUCUAUGGGAGAUCUGAUGGACCUGCAAUUGACUGGUCUGCACGGAUGAAACUCGCCCUUUCUGCGGCGCGAGGUCUCGCAUUCUUGCACGAAGAAGGGCCUUUUCAGGCUAUGUUUCAUGAGUUCUCUACUGCCAAUAUACAAGUAGAGAAGGACUUCAGUGCAAAGUUAUCAGGAUAUGGAAGCAUGAGCUAUCCUCCAGAAGCUGAGGUCUUAAACACUUCAGUGGCCACUGCAAACCUUUCCCUAGAGACUUUAGAGAAAGGAUUGCUAACACCCAAAAGCAAUGUAUGGAGUUUCGGCAUCGUCCUUCUUGAACUUCUCACUGGUCGAAAGAACCUCGAUUCUCACCACUCGAAAGAGGAGCGAAACAUCGUCAAAUGGAGCAAGCCUUUUCUCACCGACGAUUGCCGCUUAUCGCUGAUCAUGGACUCCCGAAUCAAAGGGCGGUGUCCACCGAAGGCCGCCCGCACCGUCGCCGACAUAGCUCUCAAAUGCCUCAGUAAAGACCCCUCAGAAAGACCCACCAUGAGGACCAUCGUUGAAGCUCUUGGUAAUGUCCAAGAUAUCAAGUUUCCCUGUGGAUAUCCGCUGCAAGAACCGACAUCUAUUACGGGAAAGCAGAUGUUGAAGUCAUCGAGCCUUGACGGCAUGAUUCUUCCAACUCCGCCGAUGUAUUUUUCGCCUUCCCCUCCAUCUUCAAUGAGCCAUGCAUUAGUUUCGCCCAGAAACUCACUCACAGUGGCUGCACCUGCUGUGACUUGUGCCUCCACUCUGACAAUGGAGGAAUAUAGGACAAGUUCUGUGAGGAGAUCAUCUUCUUCGACUAUUCGUAGGCCUGGUGUGGAGGGAUUUUAAUUAUUGUAUAUUGCAUUUUUCCUUUUUUUUAAUUUUGUUUUGUUGGGUUUUUCUGCAAGGUAAUGAUUUAGUGUUUUGUAAGAAUGAUUCAGGUAUGUAUGGCAUGCUGCUCUUGUACCCCUUUGGAGAAUAAUGAUUAAGAAUGAAAAAUCUGCAUAUAUAA